AUGUUAUCAUAUCUAUCUACGAUGAUAAGCAUAUGUCUAAUAUUCAUCAUUAAUUUUAUCUAUGUCUCGUCGAAUCUAAUAUUGCCUGAAUAUGAACAUUGUGAUGCACCAUUGGGUAUGGAGUCAGGCUCGAUUACUGAUAGUGAUUUGACUGCGAGUUCAACACAUGACAUUAGCAGUGUUGGACCUCAAAUGGCAAGAGCUCGUACUGAAAUAGAAGGAGGAGCAUGGUGUCCGGACAAGCCUGUUGGAGUUAAUUCUUAUGAAUACUUAGAAAUAGAACUACGACAAUUAUUUUUCAUAAAUGCUGUUGAAACUCAAGGUCGAUUUGGUAAUGGACAAGGAAGAGAAUACGCAGAAUAUUAUCAAAUUCAAUAUCAACGUGAUAAUAAAUCGCCUGAUUGGAUCACUUAUCAUAGUAAAACAACAAAUAAAACAAUUUUUAAUGGAAAUAUUAACACAUAUUUGCCUGAAAAACGUUCACUUUUAUCGCCAAUCUUAGCUAAGCGAAUUCGAAUUGUUCCCUAUAGCCAACGGUGGCGAACAGUUUGUAUGCGAGUUGAACUUUAUGGAUGUCCAUAUCAUGGAGGUGUCAUAUCCUAUAAAACGUCACCAACUUCAGACAGAGAUAAUACAUAUGAUGGUGGUAUUGGCAAGUUAGUCGAUGGAAUUUUCGGAGGUGUCGAUGAUUAUUGGCUCGGUUGGCAUCAAUCACCAGCGUCCAUUGAAUUUAAUUUCGAUAUUUCUCGUCAAUUUAAAACAAUAGAAAUCUAUACAAUGAACCAAAAAUAUCAUUCAAUUCAUAUUAGAUUUGAUAAUCAUCUUUCAAUUGAACAUUAUGCAUCACCAAAAGAAUCAUCCUUAUCCACUGUGUUUGUUGAUACUAUUCAUUUGAUGAAAUAUGGAAAUACAUUUAUUGGCAAAAGAAUAGAAAUUAUGUUUGAAUUUGAUAAUGCACUUUUUCUAACAGAAAUUACAUUUGAGAAUGAACCAGCAAUUCUGCUUAAUACAACAUUCGAGAUAAAUAAUACAACAAGUUGUUCUAUUGUAACUAAAGAUUCAACAUUUCAAUCUUCAUCAUUAACUAUAUUUACAUUCGAAUGGUUAACAAUAUUAAUUGGUUCUAUUCUUUCAUUUUGUUUAAUUGUUUUAUUUAUUUUUGGUUUCUAUCGUCUUCAUCGUCGUCGCCGUCGUCUACAUCAUCGUUUAAGACAAAAUAGAAAUCUGUAUUAUAAAUCUUCUCAAAUGACAACAACAACAACGAGUGGUUCUUGUGUAUCAACGUCAAGUGAACAUGAUGGCAGUACAUUACCUAUCAAUAAAAUUAAUCAUUUAUUAACGCCAAAUAAUUAUGAUGAUAUAACAAGUGAACAACAAUCGAUGGCAUCCUAUAUCUAUCCAAUAACAUCAACAACAUCGUUAUUACACACUAGUCCACCAGCAUCAAUAUUUAAAGGUGAACAAUAUGCAGUUAUUGAUGGAAAUUAUUCAUUUAAUAAUUAUAACCGAUGGCCAACAAAUAAUACAUGCCACUAUGCUUCAUCAGAUAUUGGACAAAUCGAUAAAGUAUUCUAUAAUCAACGAAUAAGUUUAUUUAAUUGUAUAAUUCCUCGAGAAAGCGUAUCUUCAAAAUACAAUCCUCAUUCAUCGACAAACUAUCCAACAGAUGUUGAUGAAACAAAAUUAAUUGUAUCCAAUAAAAUAUCUGAAACAAAAAAUGGUGAAAUUUAUCUAGGGAAAUAUUUCUUGGAUAAUGAAUCUAAAUGUGUUUUAAUUAAAAUCGUUAAAACAAAUGUAAUUAACACAUGCAGGCAGAAAUUUUUAAAUGAACUUGAAAUUUUAUCACAUUUAAAUCAUAUAAAUAUUUCAUGUUUAUAUGCUGUUAAACUUGAUUUACUUUAUAUUGUUCAAGAAUAUUCACACUUUGGUACUUUACAGGAUUAUUUUCACACAAUGUCCAAUCAACAAACAAAUGACUCAACCUUUCAAAAGAUGAACAUUUAUUUUGCUUAUCAAUUAGCAAAUGCUCUUCAAUAUUUGUCUCAUUUAAAUCUAAUUCAUUGUGAUUUAGCAACACGUAAUUGUCUUUUUUAUUUGGAUUAUACAAUAAAAUUAACUGAUUGUGCAAUGGCUUUAUCAAAAUAUGAAAAUGAAUAUUGGUUAACAAAAAACGAACAGUUAAUACCAUUGAGAUGGAGUGCACCAGAAACCUUAAUAGGAGAUCCAACAAUAAAAUCCGAUAUAUAUUCAUUUGCUGUAACAUUAUGGGAAAUAUGUUCACGUUGUUCAUGUUUACCACAUGCAUCAUUAACAAAUGAAGAACUUUAUCAACGUAUGAUAUUGCAACAAUCAGAAAAUAAAGAUGAUGCAUUAUUCAAUUUACCUCUUCCACCUGACUGCCCAAAAGAAAUCUAUGAUUUACUUUGUGAAUGUUGGCAUAUUGAUGGAGCAAGUCGUCCAAAUAUUGCCGAUAUUACACUUUAUUUUAGACGACAGAUUGAGUCGUCUCGUUUAAAUACUAUUUCUUGA
Messenger RNA from Rotaria socialis, 2529 nucleotides. The record is from the annotation of a GenBank genome assembly. Lineage: Eukaryota; Metazoa; Rotifera; Eurotatoria; Philodinida; Philodinidae.